AUGACAGCAAUUGAGCUUUUGACAGAACUAAAAAAGCAACCACUCAGUUUACUUAAUUCUAUCGAAGUUCCUGAAACGCCGGAAGGUGCCACCACUCGACAUUUCUAUCUCGUUCGGCAAGCAGCUGAGAAACUUGCGCGAAAACGAGUUUACGAAUGGCAUGAUUAUCCAAUAAGGUCAAAUUAUACCGUUAAAUGUCAAUUGGAAUAUGAUCGUGCACCAAUCGAACAAAUUCCAUCAAGUUCAUCUCUAGACACUAAUAGUUAUCAACAGCUUUCAGCUAUAUUUGCAUCGUUAGCACCCGGUACAAAUGAAAUCAAUGGGAUGCCAUCCACAUGGGUAUGGACGAAUCGGCGACUGGGUAAUAAAAUGAGCGAAACCUAUUUGGUCUAUCCAACCAAGUCAACCGAUAAUCGUCUUGGCGCUAUGAAAGUGUAUCAUAAUAAAAAUCCUAAAAUUGUUGAAUCAAAUAGUGAUUAUCAAAAUUCUAUUUCUCAUCUACGAUGUAUCGUUAAUGCCAUUAAAAUAUUUACUGAUGCUGAUCGUUGCUUGGAUUUUCUUGAGAUCAUUUCUUGCAUUCACGAAUUGAAUCAAGUCGAAUCUGUCUAUAUAUUUUGUAGUGAUAAGUCUAAACACGAACAAUGGUCUAAAAGCUAUGAAAAAAUAAAAGGUGUUUUUACUGAAAUUGGAUCUGUAUAUGAUGUACUAAUACAAGAUAUUCAUCAAUCUGAAGCUAAUUUAACAUCGGUUACUAUUCUUGCACCAUCAUCAAAUAUGAAAUCACAUGAAAUUGAUCCAACAUUUAUAUAUUCACAAUUACUUAAAGAAAUUCUUAUUGAUAUAGAAAAAGAAGAUACAGAAAAACAAAAACUUAUUGACUUUUGUCGUGAACAACAUCCUCAAAAUGAUUCAGAAUUAGAAUUCAUUAAUGAAUUUGAUCGAGAUUAUUUAAAACAAUCUCCAUUAUGA
Messenger RNA from Rotaria sp. Silwood1, 969 nucleotides. NCBI's taxonomy places the organism in Eukaryota, Metazoa, Rotifera, Eurotatoria, Philodinida, Philodinidae. The record is from the annotation of a GenBank genome assembly.